GAAAGUGAAAGCACAAUGAAAUAAAUAGGGAGUGGGCAAGAAAAAUGACUUUCGCGCUGACUAACUAUUCUAUUUGCUUUCUCAUUUUACCGUAGAAUUGAAAUGCACGGGAUGUAUGUUGGAUGGUCAUGAAUCUAUAGGAUCAUCGGAGGAUCCCUAAAGUGAGGAUACAUUUGAUGUUUACGACCGUUGGAACUCGAGGCACCAUGCACUUAGGGUUGUGUCUGAGGGUGCUGAUACUGGCUGCUCUCACAGUUCCCAUCAGAGCAGCUCAACCUGCCCAGGAGACAUUCACCUUAACUGUCCCUGAUGGUCCAACCUCGACCCUGUCUGGCUCCUCGGUCUCUCUACUCUGUCAAGUUUCACCUGUCUUCAAUGUGGAGCCAUUGGAGGUGUGCUGGUAUCAUUCCAGUAACAUUCACAGUCCUGCCUUGUUGUACAAAGAUCACAAGAUCCAGGAGACCCCUGUUGUCCCCCGGUACAGGGGCCGGGUGUCUCUAACUGGGGGGAUGGAGAGAGGGAACGUUUCCCUGACACUGGAGAGGGUCACGCUGGAAGACAGGGGGGAGUAUGUGUGUCAAGUCAGCAGUGAACAGUGGGAUGAAAAGGCCAGUGUCUUCCUCACAGUGAAUGUAACAGGUAGUGAACCAGUUCUCUCUGUAGCUGAAGCAAGAGGAGGAGGAGGUCAGGUGAACGUCACCUGUUCAUCAGAGGGAUGGUCACCACAGCCUAAACUCAUCUGGAGAAACAAAGAUGGAGCAGAGAUCAGAAAUGAACAAGAAGUGCUCAACACUUCUGAUCCCCAGGGCUUGGUGAGAGUCACUAAUUGGCAGCUGUACACUCCCUCAUACUCCGAUUGGGUCGCCUGUACAGUCUCUCUGUCUGAGGAGGCGAAGAGAGAGGGCAGAAUUCUGCCACAUAUAUACACAGCUCCUACAGCUGCACCUGGAGUCUACAAAGAGGCCUUCAUUGUGACUCUGGUCCUGUUGAUCCUGUCUCUGGUCAUCAUCUGUGCUCUGUGCUCUGUCAUCCUGUGCAAACGAAGAGGGUCCAUGUGGUCUUCAUCCCAAAAGUCCAGAAACCGUUCAGAUCAAACUGAGCUGGGACAGAGGCCAGCAGAGACAAAAAACCUAAUUGAAGGGGCAGAAAACACUGUGAAGACUCCUUCCAAACAGAAAGCAGCUGGAAAAUAAUUGAAUCUGGAAGAGACAAAAAAACGAAUUGAAGGGGCAGAAAACAAAGUGAAGACUCCUCCCAAACAGAACGCAGCUGGAAAAGAAUUGAAUCUGGAAGAUUGGCAGCAGGUGAAAGGAUUCAAAGUGAACAUCCUUCUGGAUGAAAAGACUGUGCACCCUGCUAUUAGAAUCAAUAAAGGAAAGCGGGCUCAUUACGUUAAAGAAAAAGAUACAGAGAAACCCUCUAGAACGCAUCUCCAUGUGUUUUCUGAAGAGAGAUUCAGUUCAGGACAACACUACUGGGAAGUGAAGGUAAAGGAUAAAUCCACAGAAAAACUGUCAUGGUAUGUUGGUGUGGCCAGAGAAAAUGUUGAGAGAAGACCUACUGUUCCUUUAACUCCACAGAAUGGAUUUUGGAUUCUUUCUUAUGAUAAAGAAAAAGGUUUCCAUGUCAAUACCGACCCUCAACCACCAAUAACUGUGGCAAAGCUCACUAUUGUGGGAGUGUUUCUAGACUGUGACAGACACACUCUGUCUUUUUAUAAUGUUGAUACAAAGUCACUUCUUUACACUUUUACUGAUGUGAAGACAUCCAACUACUUUCCUCUGCUCAGCCCGGGACGAUGUGACAUAUACUCAAUAAGAAUCAUUUGAAAGCACACCAAAACCCCUUUCACACCACUGAGCCAAGUCAACCUGUUCUGAGCUGGCCUGGUUAAGCAUCCAGUGUAGUUGCUGUGGCCGUGCUGGAAAGGACAAUGUGACAAGAAAAUAUCAGGGGCUGCACGUGAGAUGUAGAUGGAGAUGGAGGUGAAAUUCAUGUCAAAUGAGACAUGCAUUAAACACAUUUUGUGUUCAGUGAUUCCCAGUUGUAAAUGUGUGUAUUUUUCUCCCAUGGUUCAUUGAACAAACCCUAUUGGAAAAUGGAGUUUUGAUAUAUUUUUUUAGAUAAACUUUGAAAAUAAGAUCUGUGGUAAACACAGGCUUAGGAGCUAACCGUCAUCAGCUAACGUCACUGAUUGUUUUAAAGCAUUUAUGUAAUCAGAAAAAACACAAAAGGCUACAUUCAUAACGUUCCUAUUAACUGUUGGAUAUUAUCUCAGAUCAAAAUGUAUAACAUCCCCUAAGCCUGUGUUAACCUCAGAUGCUAUUUUGCAUUUAUCCCAAAACCCUAUUCUUUCCCCCUAAGAAUGGCUGAAUGAACCUUAACUUACUCAAACAAAUCUUUUACGACUACAAAUUGCCGAGUUUUAUAAAAUCAACCAAAUAUCUUUCACUUUUUUCUACCUGUAGCUAGAUUAUGAAUGUAUACUGUGAAGCUACUGUAGUACAAGUUAGCCAUAUACUUUGCAUUCUUCAGUUCUGUUAAAAUGUUGUCCCAAUUAAUAAAUUACUGUAA
Messenger RNA from Oncorhynchus keta (chum salmon), 2574 nucleotides. Its product is annotated as butyrophilin subfamily 2 member A2-like. The transcript has 14 exons. The record is from RefSeq and is a predicted model, not a curated record. Bases 177 to 1193 code for a protein of 338 amino acids. NCBI's taxonomy places the organism in Eukaryota, Metazoa, Chordata, Actinopteri, Salmoniformes, Salmonidae.